Lactuca saligna is the source of this 720-nucleotide messenger RNA. The record is from the annotation of a GenBank genome assembly. NCBI's taxonomy places the organism in Eukaryota, Viridiplantae, Streptophyta, Magnoliopsida, Asterales, Asteraceae.
AUGAGCGGCGAUAUUGUUUGUCGUAAUCUCUCAUUCGCCUUCGUGGUAAUCGUUCUUUUAUCUUUGUACACAUUCCCAAACCCCCCGGAGCUUUAUAUAGCGGAAUUCUCAGUUCCAGCCUUCAAGAACUCGUCAAACAACACGGCAGAAAACAUAUCUUUCGACCUUACACUCUGCAAUGUCAAUCUCGCAAUCGGUCUUUACUACGAUUACCCCUUAAGCAUUGCGUUCUUUUAUUACCCAUACGAAGAUCCCUUCCAGGAAUAUGUAUGGGCAGGCACACUGCCGGGCUUUUACCAAGGUAAUGGCAAGACUAAGCAUAUAAGAUCACUCGAGGGGAAAGACCUUCAAUUUCCAUCUACGGUGGUAGUUGACCCAGAAGAGCACACCGAAGAUCUGGUAGAGACUAAUCACGUGAGAACUCUGCUCAAAGAUCAUCUCCAGCUGCCGUCGACGUUCGCAGAGACUCGUAAGGACAUGGUGGGUCGGAUACUGGAGGUGAAUAUUAAGAUCGCUGUUGUUAUUAACUAUAGAUUCAAGUACUGGGUCGGAUCAUCUAAGCAUCACCUCGAGCUGGGUGCUGACGUGGUCGUUGACAGUAACACUGGUGAGAUGAUUUCGCCUGGACUCAUUGAGUUGGUAAAAUCCGAAGCCCCCGCCGGAGGACCAGUCAUGCUCGUGGUAGUUUUUAUUUCAUUUCUUCUUAUUAUGUGUUAUUAA